Molecule: messenger RNA, 1598 nt
Organism: Eucalyptus grandis
Lineage: Eukaryota; Viridiplantae; Streptophyta; Magnoliopsida; Myrtales; Myrtaceae
Product: fasciclin-like arabinogalactan protein 1
Exons: 2
Coding region: 92-1321 (409 amino acids)
Biological process (GO): shoot system development; root development
Cellular component (GO): plasma membrane
Source: RefSeq, a predicted model, not a curated record
CUCCUCAUCUGUCACUUCCUGUCUCCACUUUCCCUCCCCCCUCCCGGCCCUUCCCUCACGCGCCGCCGCCGCCGCCGCCAGCACCACCACAAUGCAGCUCCGCCGCCGCCACCUCCUCCUCCCCCUCGCCCUCUCCUUCCUCGCCGCGGCCCUCACCGUCGCCCGCGCGCACAACAUCACGCGCCUCCUGGCGAAGCACCCGGAGUUCUCGACCUUCAACCACUACCUGACGGAGACCCACCUGGCGGCGGAGAUCAACAGCCGCACCACCAUCACCGUCAUGGCCCUCGACAACGCCGCCAUGAGCCGCCUCCUCGCCCCCCACCCCACCAUCGCCACCCUCAAGAACGUCCUCUCCCUCCACGUCCUCCUCGACUACUUCGGCCCCAAGAAGCUCCACCAGAUCACCAACGGCACCGCCCUCGCCGCCACCCUCUUCCAGGCCACCGGCUCCGCCCCCGGCUCCACCGGCUUCGUCAACAUCACCGACCUCAAGGGCGGCAAGGUCGGGUUCGCCCCGGAGGACAACAACGGCCGCCUCGACACCUACUUCGUCAAGGGCCUCGAGGAGAUCCCCUACAACAUCUCCAUCAUCCAGAUCAGCAACGCCCUCCCCUCCGACGUGGCCGCGGCGCCGACGCCGGGGCCCAGUGAGAUGAACCUGACGAGGCUGAUGUCGGCGCACGGGUGCAAGGUGUUCGCCGACACGCUGGACGCGAACGCGGACGCCAUGAAGACUUACGAGGACAAUGUGGAAGGAGGGUUGACCACAUUUUGCCCUCUCGAUGAUCCCUUCAAGCAAUUUCUGCCCAAGUACAAGAACUUGUCUGCACCGGGAAAGGCCUCUUUCCUCGAGUUCUUCGCCAUACCGAUGUACCUGUCCAUGGCCAUGUUGAAGUCCAACAAUGGACCGAUGAACACUUUGGCAACCGACGGGGCAAGCAAGUACGACUUCACGGUGCAGAACGAUGGCGAAGAGGUGACCCUAAAGACCAGAGUCAACAAGGUUAAGAUCACUGGGACUCUGCUAGACGAGCAGCCGCUGGCAAUCUAUUCGAUCGACAAGGUUCUGAUGCCGAAGGAGUUGUUUAAGACGGCAGCCCUGACUCCGGCCCCGGCUCCUGCACCUGAGAAGGCGGCCGAUUCGCCAAAGUCUUCGAAGGCAAAGUCGCCACCAGCUACUGCGGACUCACCAGCUGACUCUCCCGAGAGUGAUCCGGCUGAUCAGACCGCAGAUAGUAACGGCAGUGUGAGGUUCAAAAGCGCAAGAUCUGGUUUUCUGGUAUUGAGCUUGUGGUUUGGUGUGCAUUUUCUGCUAUGAGUCCAUUGUGCCUUUAGGCGUUUUCAUUUUUGGGGUGAAAUAAGUCAGGCGAGGUGGUUCAUAGGAUGUAGUAUUUAUUCCCAUUGAACUGGACAUAGUUCUUGAUUGGUUUUGGUGUCUCUUGUGUGCAUUUGUGAGGGUUUUCUGUGGUUGUGAUUUGCUUUUUGAUGCGUUGCGAGUUCAACUAGAGUUUGUCUCAGGAGGUGUAACAUAUAAUGAGUUCCUGUAUAUUUCAUUAUGAGAUUGUUUGGUAGUGAAUGAGUCAUUUGCGUCCUAA